AUGGCGUCCAAAGACGGCGCGCACUCGACCCAAGAAGCUUGCGCCCACGUGACGGAGCUCAAGGAGAGAGGGAACCGGAAGCUUGCUGCCAAAGACUUUGAAGGUGCGCUGUGCAUCUAUGCAGAGGCUUUACGGGAUCUGGAUGCCCUCUUGGAGCCUGGAAGAGGCGAUUCUUCGUCUGUCAAGCAAUUGGCAACGGCUCUUCAUUCAAACAGCGCACAGGCCCUGAUGAAGCAGAAAAGAUGGCUGGAGGCAAUCGACAGAUGCCAUGCUGCCUUGCGACAUGAUCCGAGCCACUCUAAGUCGUCAUGGAGAGGUGCAAGCUGUGCCGUCGAGGUCGGCAUGCAUGACGUCGCCAUCGCGUUUGCGGAGAAUGGAUUGCUGCAGAAUCCGAGCUGCGCCGAGCUAUUGGACUUGCGAUCCAGGCUUGGCCCAUCGUCCGAUGCGGAAGGGUAUAGUGCACCAGAUUUCGCAGACGGUGGCAGUGACGAAGAGAUCCGUCCAGCAAGCUGGCAUCUGCCAGCCUGCACAAGGGAGGCCAAGAAAAUGCCGCAGAAGCCGGGCAAAGAAAAAGGACACUGCUUCGCAGUUUGCUCCGCUCCUGCGCAACCUGGCGGUUUCCAGCGGUGCGACCUUCUUGCCAGGAGAUUGACGAGUGCUCAAACCGCACCCGUGGUUCAGCAGCUUCCCCGAACGAACACGGACGAUCUGGCGCACGACUUGAUUGCACCUCAUGCCGGCGAAGUGAAGCCGGCAGCAGGACGCGCAGGAAAUCGAUAG
Symbiodinium sp. CCMP2592 is the source of this 780-nucleotide messenger RNA. The record is from the annotation of a GenBank genome assembly. NCBI's taxonomy places the organism in Eukaryota, Dinophyceae, Suessiales, Symbiodiniaceae.